Symbiodinium sp. CCMP2592 is the source of this 2031-nucleotide messenger RNA. The record is from the annotation of a GenBank genome assembly. NCBI's taxonomy places the organism in Eukaryota, Dinophyceae, Suessiales, Symbiodiniaceae.
AUGAUCAUCGGUGGCGACUUUAACACUUCCUGUACCACGGCCAAGCCGCAUGUGGGCACAGGCUUGUUGCCCCCGCCGCCCAAUUGGGCUUUGGAUCAGGAGGACUUCCAGGCUCUGUUAGUUGGUCUCGGUCUAUGUGCCAUCAAUACCUUCACCGACUCUGGCUCUCCACACACCUUCGCCUGGGGGUCUCAGCGUUCACACAUUGACUUUCUUCUCAUCAGAUGUGAUAUGGCGGAUAGGUUCUCACGCAUGGCCCGCCCGUUACACGAGUAUCCUGUGGGAGCGUGGCGAGGUGGCCCCAAACACUAUCCGGUCUUCGCAUGUAUCCCCUGGCAUUGGUGUCCGUGGCAGCGCACAGGCACCAUGCAGCGCAAACUGCAGAUUGAUAGGCAUGCUAUUGCGGAUGCACUGGCAGGCAAGGAUGACGAACGCGUCAGCUCAUUUCGGCAAGAGCUUCAGGCCUGCCUCCCGCAAGACGGUGCCGCACUGCAGAGUCUGCACGACGUAGUAUACACCAUUGCCGUUAAGCACUUCCCACGCAAACCCCCGGUUCGGGGCCCCCGUCCCUGGCAGGAUGGCACUCUCCAACAGUACGCUGCGCAUAUGUGGGGACAUCUCCGCUUAUUGCGGCGAUGGGCUCAGCGCUCUGGUGCGGCACGCUGCAGGCAAGCUUUGUUCCGCUGUUGGUAUCACAGUACGAAAUACUGGAACAUGCACCGACGAGCGCAGCAACAAGGCAAGUCACUCCGGCGAGCCAGGCGGCAAACCAUGCUAGCAGAGGCGGAACAGGCCAUCAGCUCUGGACAAUCCCGCCUCUUUUAUCAGCUCAUUGACAAACUAGCGCCGAAGGGCCGAUUUCGAAAGUUCCAGAUGAACAAGGGAGGCCAAAUUCUUACACCGCAAGAAGAAUUAGAAACAAUGCGGAAGCAUUUUCUUCAGGUCUUUAACCAUGGCAGUCCCGCCCAACCCUUGGCUGUUCCUGGUAUUGCGGAUGUUGAUCCUCCCACUCUGCAAGUCGAGCCGCUCGAGGUCCAACACUUCUUGGAUAAGCUGCCGGCACGAAAGGCCGGAGCCUCAGGCACGGUACCUGGGGCAGCCUGGUCAGGGCUGACCUGGAACUCUACAUCCGUAGUGUGCCUGGACCUCUCAUCUGCAUUCGACAUGGUGCCUCGUCACCUCGUGGCUGAGGCGCUACAUGAUGCUGGCAUUUCCGGUGCGCCUGCCGAGCUACUCAUGUCUUGGUUAUCCCAGUGCAAAUAUGCCCUUCACAUAGACCAGCUGCAUGCAGACAUCCCCACAACGCGUGGGGUAAAACAGGGCUGCCCCGCCAGUCCAUUAUUGUUCGCCUGCUUUAUGACUCUUGUCACUAAACGUAUUGACGUAUUGCUAGUCGCCUCUCUGAUGCCUGGGUCUCCCGCUGUCUUACUCUGUACGCAGAUGACUUCCACCUUGGAGAUCUUUUCCGCGCAGGCCAUCCUUACUAUGGACGGAGCACAACGGGGCACAGCGAUGCAAAAGUUGACCAAACAGACAGACGACGGUCGCAUGCUUCGAAUUCAUGUCAAAACCGGCGAGGAAUACCUGCCGAUAGUCAAACAGGCUGACUACUUGGGCGCUGUGACCACAUACGCAUCGUCAGCCGUACGACUUCCCCGAGCAGCGCUUCGUCGAACCUUCGAGGCUUCUUUCGGCCGACAGGAACCCGAUGAUGCACAUGUCAUGCCCUUUGAGCACCCGUGGAAUCGCUUUCUAGCCGCAGGCCUUGCGGAGCCUGCAGCAACUGGUAGGGACGCCAGCCCUGGCCCUGAGAGUGUCAGUGACCCGCUAUACUCGCCUCCUGCGGACCACCAGGUGGAGGCUGCUACGCCGGGUGCGCCGGUAUCCCUGCCGGAGGUUGAGGCACGCUUUCACUCGAUGGGAAGUGUUGGCCAAGCACAUCAGCUCCUGGAGCUGUCCACAGAUGCCGCUGCCCGCCACUCACAGGGCUUCUGCCUCUACGAUGGCUGCACCGCCCUCUGCCGCACCUGA